Molecule: messenger RNA, 4053 nt
Organism: Nomascus leucogenys (northern white-cheeked gibbon)
Lineage: Eukaryota; Metazoa; Chordata; Mammalia; Primates; Hylobatidae
Gene: POGK
Product: pogo transposable element derived with KRAB domain
Biological process (GO): regulation of DNA-templated transcription
Cellular component (GO): nucleus
Molecular function (GO): DNA binding
Source: RefSeq, a predicted model, not a curated record
CCGGACCCUCCCUCCUCCCACCACGUGUCCUCCCCGCUCCCUCCCGAGGGGCCGCGCGCACGGGAGGACGGAGAGGCGGAAAGGAUGGCGCUGUGACAGCCGGGCCGGAGCCCUCGCGUCCCCACCCCGCGCCCUGGCCGCUGGGCCCGGCGGUGAGUGCGCGCGGGCGGGGGCGGCGGCGGCGCGGCCCCUCCCCCGGGUCCCGGGCGGCUGGGCCGCGGCGGGGGCGGGAGCGCCGAGGCUGCGCCGCCGCCGCCGCCGCCUUUGUUGCGGGCCCGCCGGGGAGGCGGGCGGCGCCGGCUUUCGCCGCCCGGCAGAGAUGGAGUCCACAGCCUACCCUCUCAAUUUGACCCUGAAAGAAGAGGAAGAGGAAGAAGAGAUUCAGAGCCGGGAACUAGAGGACAGCCCGGCAGACAUGCAGAAAGUACGAAUCUGCUCUGAGGGUGGAUGGGUACCAGCCCUAUUUGAUGAGGUGGCCAUAUAUUUUUCCGAUGAGGAGUGGGAAGUUUUGACGGAGCAACAAAAGGCCCUCUACCGGGAAGUCAUGAGGAUGAAUUAUGAAACUGUCCUGUCCCUGGAAUUCCCAUUCCCUAAGCCAGACAUGAUCACCCGUUUGGAAGGGGAGGAGGAGUCUCAGAAUUCUGACGAGUGGCAGCUCCAAGGAGGCACCUCUGCAGAAAAUGAAGAAUCUGAUGUAAAGCCUCCAGACUGGCCAAACCCAAUGAAUGCUACCUCCCAGUUUCCUCAGCCUCAGCACUUUGACAGCUUUGGCCUCCGUCUGCCUCGGGAUAUCACAGAGCUGCCCGAGUGGACUGAGGGGUACCCCUUCUACAUGGCCAUGGGCUUCCCAGGGUAUGACCUCUCGGCUGAUGACAUAGCUGGGAAGUUUCAGUUCAGCCGGGGCAUGCGCCGCAGUUAUGACGCAGGGUUCAAGCUGAUGGUGGUGGAAUACGCUGAGAGCACCAACAACUGCCAGGCUGCCAAGCAGUUUGGAGUAUUGGAAAAAAACGUUCGAGACUGGCGCAAAGUGAAGCCACAGCUUCAAAACGCCCACGCCAUGCGGCGGGCAUUCCGAGGCCCCAAGAAUGGGAGGUUUGCUCUGGUGGACCAGCGUGUGGCCGAAUAUGUCAGAUACAUGCAGGCCAAAGGGGACCCCAUCACCCGGGAGGCGAUGCAGCUGAAAGCUCUCGAAAUCGCCCAGGAAAUGAACAUUCCAGAGAAAGGGUUCAAGGCAAGCUUGGGUUGGUGUCGAAGAAUGAUGAGAAGGUAUGACCUGUCUCUGAGGCAUAAAGUGCCCGUGCCCCAGCACCUGCCAGAAGACCUGACUGAGAAACUCGUCACUUACCAGCGCAGUGUCCUGGCUCUGCGCAGGGCGCAUGACUAUGAGAUAGCUCAGAUGGGGAAUGCAGAUGAGACGCCCAUUUGUUUAGAGGUGCCGUCACGGGUAACUGUUGAUAACCAGGGCGAAAAGCCUGUCUUGGUCAAGACACCAGGCAGGGAAAAACUGAAAAUCACAGCAAUGCUUGGUGUCUUGGCUGAUGGGAGGAAGUUACCACCGUACAUCAUUUUGAGGGGAACGUAUAUCCCCCCGGGGAAGUUUCCCAGUGGGAUGGAAAUCCGCUGCCACCGGUAUGGGUGGAUGACUGAAGACUUGAUGCAGGACUGGUUGGAAGUGGUGUGGAGACGGAGGACAGGAGCAGUGCCCAAGCAGCGAGGGAUGCUGAUCUUGAAUGGCUUCCGGGGCCAUGCCACAGAUUCCGUGAAGAACUCCAUGGAAAGCAUGAACACUGACAUGGUGAUCAUCCCAGGGGGUCUGACCUCACAGCUUCAGGUGCUGGAUGUUGUGGUCUACAAGCCACUGAAUGACAGUGUGCGGGCCCAGUACUCCAACUGGCUUCUGGCUGGGAACCUGGCGCUGAGCCCAACUGGGAAUGCUAAGAAGCCACCCCUGGGCCUCUUUCUGGAGUGGGUCAUGGUCGCAUGGAAUAGCAUCUCAAGUGAGUCCAUCGUCCAAGGGUUCAAGAAGUGCCAUAUCUCCAGCAACUUGGAGGAAGAAGACGAUGUCCUGUGGGAAAUCGAGAGUGAGUUGCCAGGAGGAGGAGAACCACCCAAAGAAUGUGACACCGAAAGCAUGGCUGAGGGCAACUGAAGGGAAAGGGAAAGCAAAUGGAACUCUGAUUUAAACACCUGGGGAGGAAAUUCCUCAAGAUGAUUAUUCCUGAAAGUGUGGAUGCGCUGGAUGCGCAGGGAACAUCAGGAAAAGGCCACGGGGCUCUGAACAGCCCGGGUCCAGACAGCAGCCUGUACAUCCAUCCCAGGACACAGCCCAGCCCCUCCCCACACCAUACAAGGUAUCAGAAAAGUCUAGGACCUAUCAUUUCAUCAGAAACAUGAUCAGAAAAGAAACUGCUUCUGCCCCAUUUCUUGUUUUGGAGAUUACUCCAUCUGUCCAUCAAAAGAAACCUGUAAAUAUGAACGAACAAAGGUUCUUUCCUGGAGAAAAGACAAUUUGUUCAACACCAACAAGGGACUCAUCAUAUGGGCACAACUCUGGUGUCCUUCUGUGGAGAAAACCUCAAGUAAAGUUUUAUUCUGCCUUUGAAAAUGCUUCCAAAAGUAGACCCUGUCCCCACACAGGUCAAGACUACAGAGAAGGCUUUGUAGAAAUGUGUUACCUAUGUACGCCUGCUACUUACACAUUUCCUCUUUUGGAAAAAUGAGAUACUUAGAAUAACAAGAAAAUUAAGACAUACUGGCCUGGUGCCAGCAGAUGGCUUUUCUAUAGACAAACUAGGUUAGUGUGGAAGACAUAGGUUAAAAUAAACUAUGCUGUUUUAUUUAUCUUCCCAACCUGAUUGGCAGCUAGACUUUUUUAGGGUCUCAUUUAAUGGCCCUGUUUUUUUCAUUGUUAUAUUUAAUGAAUAGGGCAGGAUUUCGUAUGCAAGCUCUUGUUUCUCAGGCUGCCUGCAGAAGAAGUCGCUAUAAAUUAUCUGUUGUCUACAUGGUACAAGGCCCACUGACUCAUCUGAUGCUUGUUUUGUUAAUUUCUUUAAUAUUUUUAUCACAGGGGCAGUGGGAGGGCUUGGGCUUUUAGCCACAGCUGUUUUAAGACUUCUGAUCUCCUGCCCUGCAGGAAUAAGUGGGAGGUCACUGAAUUUUUACACUAUAGUAAUUUGCAUUCCCACAUAAGUUUGAGUUUACGAAAACAUUCCUUUAAAGCGAUCUGUGCUACAAAAAAUAUGCCAGGACCUCACAGACAAAGCCAUUGCUAGAAAUGUCAUUCCAAUGAUCAAAUCUGGAAACAGGCUGCCAUAACCACUUUUUCCUUCCUGUAGACUCAGCUCACCUGUAUAUUAAACUGUUCUUGGCAUCUUGAAACACCUAUUUCUACUCAGGUACUCAUUAUCCUGUUACUGAUUCACCUUUCUGAUCCUUUUAAACCAGUUUUCCCCUAAGGGGGGAAAUUUUACUUAACCUCUAGUAUCUGAACAACUGUCAAUAUUUGAAUUGUUGCCCCAUUUGCUUUUACCUGUACUGUAUUCUUGGUCAUCUCAAAUGGCGUCUAAACCCAGCUACUUUGCAUUCCAGAAGUUUCCAUUCCCUCCAAUUCCACCUAAUUUUUCAUCUGUCCUAGUUACUGGCUCUUUCUUCAUGUCUUAUUUCUCUUGCUUUGGGAGCUUAAAAGAUUUUACAAGACCUAAGUUUGGGUUUCUUCCUUGGAGCCAUAGUUACCCUGCCAAGAAGAGUAGAAAAUGGGUUCAACUCCUGUUUCGCUCCACCAACACCUCCGUGAGUCUCAUCAUCAGCUAAGCGAUGAUGCCUUACAGGUUGCAUAGCACUGGAACUUUCCUAGAGUAACGGCUCUGCUGCCAGGGUUUCUCUGGGCUCAUUCUUCCACUGACUUAAUUAUGAUCUAUGCCUAACAGAGCCCCAGUACAACUAUUUUGCAGAAUGGCUGUUACCCUAGAAUUACUAUAGCACAUAUUGAGAUACAGUUGUACUCCCUAGUAGAUAGGAACUGACCCCAUCAAUAAACUUUGAUAAUGAAGACAA